AGCACUAAUUCUGGUACUCUCUUAUAGGACGAAUAUUGAUAACAACGCCAAAAAUUGCAAAAAGGAUCCUGAGGUUCUUGCCGGCAAAUGGUCGUUUGCAGACCGAUACAGAGCCUUUAUGGAGGACAGAUUCACUGGCACUCAAGACUGGUCCAUCAACAAGGCGGUUGAUGACGCCCAGACUCAACUGAUCGCCCGACUCAAGCUGGAUUUGGCCAAUGUUCAGCUGCCUGUAACUCCACCGGCCACCGCCCCGAGCACGGUAGACCAGACCAAGCUUGACAACUUCAAUGCCAGGUUAACCAAGCUUGAGGCCGCGACUUAUGCCGUUACCAUCACCUGGGACUGGACUUAUACAGUUACAAAGCGUCAAGAUAACGGCGCCGCCUGUAACAUCGGGACGGUGUCUCAAACUCUUUCAACCUUUUCCACCUCCAUCAUUUCCCAGUCUCAGACGGACGACCCCCAGACCGAGACCAUCGUUACUACGACUAGUGCGGUACCCAUCCCUUCCACAGUGAUUGAGGAAACUACCUCUUCGGCUGCACCACCUCCUGUGACAACAACGGAAGUGGUUGACCCGACCCCUACAACGCCACUGGCUAGAGGGGGCAUUGUUUGUCACAACGAGGCCGAUUUCCCAGGGCAUGCGGACAUCAGCAGCAGUGCUCAGGAUGACUUUUCUACCGACUUUAGUGGUCUGAGCGGGCCCAACGGCGAUGAUAACCUCUUCGACGGUGCAGGAAGCGUGACAUUGAACGAUGAAGACGGCCAUGGUGUCUCGUACUCGUAUUCAGUUGAAUGGGUAUCUGGAUGUGUGACAACACAAGACACCCAGAACUUCCGAUUCCCCCUCGGCCAGGGUGGUAUCAUCACGGCGUACUUGAUUGUACGAGAGGCGUAUACGAAGUGUAACAACGGUGGUGUUGGUGGACAAGAACAAGUUGGCUGCUUGCUCUAUGACUUCACCGGUGGAAGGUAAACUCCCACCACCGCUUGGAGCAUGGAGUCCUACGAACGUCGCGAUAUAGCCCUGAAUUGGGCCGAGGCUUUGACAUGGAGAGUGAAGAAUGAGGAUGCAAGGCUCUAAGGUCGCCCUUCUCAAACCAGGUUUGAAGCGUGGGGGUGGUCAGGGAAUUCUGGAUAAAUAAACCCUAGAUCAAGAGCGUACUUAAGAUAGAAACGUGAUAUAUUCCAGGUCAAACAGUUCCUUUAUUUAUUCAUUAGUAGUCGAUGCACUUUCUUGCGCAGGCAGAGCGACGUCCUCGCCGCCAUCGAGAUCGUGACAAAUACAUUGGCCAAGUCAUCCAAGAAUUCUGCCUUGCCAAAUGCCCGGUAUAAGGGUCUCUUAGGUCAGUCCUCCCACCCUCUUAGGUUAGUCCUCC
This is a messenger RNA of Ilyonectria robusta, 1385 nucleotides long. RefSeq lists its product as uncharacterized. NCBI's taxonomy places the organism in Eukaryota, Fungi, Ascomycota, Sordariomycetes, Hypocreales, Nectriaceae. The coding region runs from base 119 to 982 and encodes 287 amino acids. The transcript has 2 exons. The record is from RefSeq and is a predicted model, not a curated record.